Molecule: messenger RNA, 1249 nt
Organism: Erythranthe guttata (spotted monkey flower)
Lineage: Eukaryota; Viridiplantae; Streptophyta; Magnoliopsida; Lamiales; Phrymaceae
Product: ribonuclease 3-like protein 3
Biological process (GO): siRNA processing
Cellular component (GO): nucleus; cytoplasm
Molecular function (GO): ribonuclease III activity; RNA binding
Source: RefSeq, a predicted model, not a curated record
UCAUUUCAAAUACUGAGUCUAGAAUUUUCUAGACAUGAACCAUUCAUAUAUCAUUUUGUCAAUGCUUGUAACUAAGAAGGCACAACUUUCUACUAUAAAACAUCAUUAAGUUGUGGAUUACAUGCAUAACAAAUUAUAGAAAUAUUUUGUAUUACUAUGGAAGAGGAAAACGAGACGUUUCUUCCAUUACAACAUCUUCGUUUAGAGGACGAAAAUAACGAUCAAGAUCAAGAAGACGGCUCUUCUUCGCCAGAUAUUCGAAACGAAGAGGACGAAUUGAAUGAUGAACACGAAGAAGAAAACUCUAAAAUAAGCCGGGUCAAAGAAAUACACGAGAUAACCGGGUAUGAAUUUCACGACCCGAAUCUCUUGCAACAAGCAUUCACACAUCACUCCUACAAAGAGGGCAUUUGCCCAUCCUUCGAGCGCCUUGCCUUUGUUGGGGAUGCGGUUUUGGAUCUCUUUUUUGCCACAGAUCACUACUCAUUGUAUCCGGAUUUGGAUCCGGGUAAACUGACGAGGCUCCGGGCAGCCAAUGUGGACACUGAGAAGCUCGCACGUGUGGCGUUGAAGCACCACUUGCACACGCUUCUACGCCAUGAUAUGUUUUUACUUGCAGCACAAAUUGAAGAAUUUGAGAAAGCAGUAAACGAAUAUCCCGUGCAUUCAUCGGGAUUAAUUGAUGCCCCGAAGGUGCUCGCCGACAUUGUUGAGUCAUUGGUUGGAGCCAUUUAUAUCGACUCCGAUUCCUCCAUGGACACAACAUGCAAGAUAGUGAAGAAUUUGUUGGAACCAAUAAUCAGUCCAGCAAGUCUUCCGACACAACCGGUGACACUGCUGUACGAAAUCUGCCAAAGGGAAAAGUUGACAUUGAAAAUGAGAGACACGUGGAAAGAAACCGGAGAGAUCGAGUUUCUGAUAGUAAAAGAAGAACAAGAAGAACUCGCUGUCGUUAAUAACGUCGGUAGGGCAAAGUACAGCGGCAAGAAGGUUAUUGCUAAAAACAGAGCUGCUCUUAAUGCAUACUCCCAAAUCAUACAAAUGCUCAAUCAUCAAUCUUGAAUCUUGGUGCACAUAAAUUAACCACCAUUGACUCGGGUACUUGCAAUACUCUUAUCGGGGCGAACCUCGAUUUUUUUUUCGCGCAAUCGGCACUAUUAUAAUAUUAGGAAAAAAAGAAUCUUGAUGUAAUUGAUAAUAACCGAAUUGCACCAUUAGUUUAUGCAAUAGUAUAUAAUCGUUGUUCCGU